Messenger RNA from Botrytis deweyae, 2455 nucleotides. RefSeq lists its product as uncharacterized. The record is from RefSeq and is a predicted model, not a curated record. The coding region runs from base 490 to 2226 and encodes 578 amino acids. Gene Ontology annotation, biological process: lipid metabolic process. The transcript is spliced from 4 exons. Lineage: Eukaryota; Fungi; Ascomycota; Leotiomycetes; Helotiales; Sclerotiniaceae.
GGUAUCGUCUCCUCAAACAUGAUGCAUGAAGGUUCGGGUAGCAAUGAUGUAGCUCUCUCGAUUCGACGGAAUCUAGAUGGUGCCUUGAUAUUGCAUCAAUAUUCUGCAAGGACUCUUUUUGCUGCAGAUUGAGAGAAGUUGAAGCAAACUUAUGAUCGAAUGGCUGGCCGUCGUCUCACUACCUAAGUACUGUGGUUCUCUCGAAAUAGAAUUGAGGCGGAGUAUUCAACGAAUCACAAUAUAUAAUGCGCCUUUCAUAUCCCGGCAGAGGCUUUUAACCGUCAAAGCCAUAAUAUAACGGUUCUGCCGCUACCUGCCAGGUACUCUUCUCCCCAGUACAUGAAUACCUUUAUCCCCCCGUCGAUGGUUCAUCAUCGUUGCAAUUCUUACCCAGAAACAUAUGGCCUAUUCAUUGCAAGGGAAUUCGAACAAACUGCAAGUCGGUGCUGAGACAAGGUUCAUCAACACUAAGGUUACAAGCUUUUCAACAUGGGGCUGUUUGGUAGAUCAAACAAAAAGAAAAUACUGCCAUCCCAGUCUCAAAAUUACGAUGAUUCAAAUGAAUUCCAAAGACAACCACAUCCUAUAGCUACAACUCGACCAAAUUGGUUUUACAUCGAAGAACGUCCUCAUCAUAUAUCAAAUGCAUACAAUCAACAUCGACCAGCGCCUCAAGGAUGGAUAGUGACUCAAAUCGAACCACCAUCACCACCACCGAGAUAUCAACCACAUACUAUCAUGGCGCCCCCUCUUCUACCACCACGAAACGGUGUUGCGUUGAUGAACUUGCGAUCCGUUACAAAUCUAUUGACAGAGACUUCAUUAAAUGAUCUGCCAUGUGUAGCUGCCAUUAAUAAUGGGGUAGCCGUUAUGUCACAACAAACCAUGCAUCAUUAUCAUCAAACGACCGCGCUGUACGAUACUUUAUCCUCGAAAUUAUGCUCGGUGGUCACGUCAAUUGACGAGGAAAGAUUUAGUGGGGAUGAUCGAGAGCUUACAGUACCUCAACAUUAUGAUUCGGUAUGGCAGGAAGAAAAAGAAUUAGAGACAACCAGUCGAGAUUUCUUUCCACGGAGUAAGAAAUCAAAGGCAAAUCUGAAGGAAAUCAAACCGAGUGAAACGACACAUACAAAUUACUUUUCAAAGGUUCAUGCAUAUGCCAAUUCAAGGUUACCAAUGGAUCUCAAACCAAUGAGACUGUACUUUAAUACAUAUCCUCUCAUAUGCCUCGCAGCUCAAUACUCGGAGCAAGUUUAUUCAAAACCUACCGGGCAAGAAAAAGAGACAAGAGUAAAUGCGAGAGGAAGGGCAGGGACCGUUAUGAAAAGUGUGCCAAUUGAUGAUCGAGAUGUAAUUGUAUUUGCGAUUCGAGGAACCACACAUUCAUUCACAGAUUGGGCCGUUAAUGUCAAGACGAAGCCUACGUCCCCAGAGGGUUUUUUGGACGACCCAGGAAAUUUAUGUCAUUCUGGAUUCUUGGGUGCGGCAAAAGACUGGAUUAAACCAAUAGCAGCUCGACUUCGAAGUCUCCUGCAAGAAAAUCCUAAUCGUACUCAAUGUUCUUUACUUAUUACUGGACAUUCCGCUGGCGGGGCCAUUGCUGCUCUAUUAUACUCACAUAUGCUUUCCACAAGUCCCGAAGCCAGAUCGGAGCUUAAUGUCCUCACGGGAUAUUUCAAGCGAAUCCAUUGUAUUACAUUUGGAGCACCACCGAUCUCACUCUUGCCAUUAGAAAAACCAAAGACCCGCGCAGCUUCCAAGUCCAUCUUUAUGUCUUUCGUCAACGAGGGCGAUCUAGUCGCAAGAGCAGAUUUCGCUUAUGUCAGAUCCCUACUCGAUCUCUAUUCCACUCCGACGCCCGGAAAAUCCGUUCUCGAACCCUUGAAAUCAGGACUCAAAUCUUGCAAAUCUAGCAAUGCCCUGUCGACGAAAAAGAAACAUUCCAAACCCGAUCCGCAUCGGGAUUUCGGACCCAUAUGGCAUGUUCCCGAGGCCACUUUGAGUAUUGCGGGAAGUAUUAUUCUCUUGCGAGGAGUAGAUCGAUUGGGAAAUGCGGAAGGAAGCAAGAAGUUGCAGGAUCGAAUGGAUGAUGGAGUGAUUGCGCAAAUUGUCUCGGAUGAAUUGUUGAGGGGGGUGGUGUGGGGUGAUCCGGUUAGUCAUAUGAUGAAGCUCUAUGCGAGGAGGAUUGAGGUUUUGGCUACGAAUGCUGUGAUGGGACGGACGUGAGGGUGAGGUGAGGGGUGAUGGGGUGAGUGGGUUGAAUGAAAGAGCGGGUGCUUGAUAUAAGGGGCAUUAUGAAAUGGGAUGGGUUAGGCGCAUAUGGUACUAUACCCUUUUAUCCACUCCGUUUAUUUGCAGGAGAUGUUUUUAGUACGGUUAUUUCAUGCAUAUAUAUAUACACAAAUAUUUUCAUAAUCUUCCUUUCUUGUCGAGUUACUGUGUGAUGGAUAUAUUG